AUGCGAGAUACGGGUGCGCUCGCCGCUCGAUCUCUCGCCCACGUCGAGCCGCACAUCCAGCCCGGGGUCACCACCGCGGCGCUAGACGCGAUCGUGCGUGAUUUCAUAGCCGACAAUGGCGCGACCGCCGCCACCUUAGGGUACAGAGGGUACAAGCACUCGUCGUGCAUCAGCGUCAACGAGGUCGUCUGCCACGGGGUGCCAUCGGACAAGGUCACGUUGAAGGCUGGGGACAUCGUCAACGUGGACGUCACCACCGUGCUCAACGGAUGGUACGGGGACACGAGCAAGACGUUCGUGGUCGGGGGCGAGGACGCGGCGAGCGAUGAGGCGAACAGGCUGGUGCGAACGACGCGGGAGGCGCUGAGGCUGGGGCUGUCGGGAUGCAGGGCUGGCGCCAGGCUCGGGGACGUGACCGAGCCGAUACACGAGCACCUGAGUCGCGCGGGGUACGGUGUCGUGAACCAGUUCAGAGCGCACGGCAUCGGGCGGACGUUUCACGCGGCGCCGUUCAUCCAGCACGGCAAAGGACGAAGGGGACAGGGGCUACUCCUGAAGCCCGGGAUGUUCUUCACCGUCGAGCCGAUGGCCAACGAAGGCGCGGUGGCGACAAAGACCCUUAAGGACGGCUGGACUGUGGUGACAAAGGACGGUAAAUUAUCCGCCCAGUUCGAACACACCGUGGGGGUGGUGGAGGGCGGGUGCGAGGUGUUCACGCGCGUUCCGGGGACCGACGCGUUCAUCUGA
Messenger RNA from Micromonas commoda, 747 nucleotides. RefSeq lists its product with no specific name. Bases 1 to 747 code for a protein of 248 amino acids. Gene Ontology annotation, biological process: proteolysis. The transcript has a single exon. NCBI's taxonomy places the organism in Eukaryota, Viridiplantae, Chlorophyta, Mamiellophyceae, Mamiellales, Mamiellaceae. The record is from RefSeq and is a predicted model, not a curated record. Gene Ontology annotation, molecular function: metalloaminopeptidase activity.